UUAGCAAUUAAAAUGAAGGGAAGUGCUGACAUCAUCAACACUAGCGAGGUGGUGGUCAAGAGCUGUCCCGAGAGGAAUCCCGAGGAUCAAGAAAAGGACAGCGAUAAGCGACUAUGGAUCAAGAAAAUGUCAGGUGUAGCAGCCUGCCUGGCCCACGGUUUCUUUAUUGGUCCAGUGCCGGUGUUAUCACGAUACGUAGAAGAUCGAGGAUACACACCAUACCAGAUACUUUUCUUGUUUGAUCUGCUGAUUUCGCUUGUAGCUCUGGGGAUCACUGUGUACCAAAGGACAAACAUGUUACCAAACGACUGGAAACAAGGAGCAAAAUUGCUUUUCCAAGGAUUGACUCAAUUCACCAGUAUACUCUGCCUCUACACGUCGUACCGUCUUAUCCCUCCUGCGAACGCAGAAGUCGUCUGGAACGCCGGCAUGCCGGUUUUUGUGGUGGCCUUGUCCUGUGUCUUCCUUGAAGAGAUUCCAACUCGUGUAACCGUUCUCGGCAGCAUGUGGUGUAUAGCAGGUGUCGCGCUUCUGGGCUACGGUAGCUUCGUCAACAUGAAGUCAUCAGCAGACACUGCAGACAUUACUUUUGGAAUAGUUCUAACCAUAACCGGAGCAUUUAUUCACUCCAUGCAAAACGUCGGCGCCAAAGGUCUUUUAGAAUCCACCCCGAGGGCAAAGGUUGUAACAUACACGUACGGUAUCAGCACAGUGAUUGCCGGGAUAGGGGCGUUUAUUACUAGUUCCACGUGGCACCUUGAACCAGUGCCUGCCGCAGUCUUAGUGCUAAGCUGUGUCAGUCACGCACUCUUCGUGCUCUUUCUCUAUAUCGCUCUAAAGUUAGUAGAGGUUAACGCAGUAACUGCACUGUUUCAGCUCAGCGCGUUUUCGGCCUACAGCGUCCAGUGGGCAAUGUUAGGGUUCGCUCCGACUGUUUUAGAUGGUUUGGGUCUAACAUGUGUACUGAUAGGAACGUUUUCUAUUGUGAUCUGGGAGGCAUUUGCUCGUUGGAAGGAACAAAAACACAUGACAUUAAUGAGACAACUAGAUUUUAAUGCCAUGCAAAGAAAUGAUAACCAGUAAGCUAAAAAUGCAAUAUAUGUGACGAUAUUGCGAGGAUUUGUUUUUAAUAAUGUGUUUUAUUUGCGUUUUACUGUUGUCUGUAGAAAACUAUCAUAAAAUUUGUG
Messenger RNA from Branchiostoma floridae (Florida lancelet), 1187 nucleotides. Its product is annotated as solute carrier family 35 member G2-like. Gene Ontology annotation, cellular component: membrane. NCBI's taxonomy places the organism in Eukaryota, Metazoa, Chordata, Leptocardii, Amphioxiformes, Branchiostomatidae. The record is from RefSeq and is a predicted model, not a curated record. The coding region runs from base 13 to 1083 and encodes 356 amino acids. The transcript is spliced from 3 exons.